ACGUAUUCUGGAUUCUGGACAGUGGCGCGCAAACGAUGCAAACUCGUAACUGCUUGUUACUUUGAUCCAGUUUGAACGUUCAUCGCUUGUCAUGUCGUCUAAUAUUUCGAUUGUAUGCGCCAGGAUGGCACGAGAAUCAUAUUAAUAUUACUACUGAUUGAAGAACUUCUAGGGAAACACACAUACAAUUGUAUAUCAGUUCCUGAGCUAAUAUCGCGAGAGUACUGUAUAACAGGUAGAAGUGUACAGCAAAGGUGGGUCGGUCACCUGGAGAUAACUGUAAAAUGUCAUCGACGAAUGUGUGUCAGGCAUGGAUUUGACGCUCCUAGGUGACACUUGUGGGAUCUGUUGUUACAUUAACUAUGUUUCAUCAGUGUCAAUUUGAUUGAUAAGAAUCCGACUACAUACGUAGAUAAACAGCGCCUUCUGCCAAUUUACCGAUAUAGCACAGAUAAUAAUAUAGAUAACAUGGAGGGACCAGAAGUAACAUUUUUAUUUCAAUUUGGUUUGACUCGUGACACUGUCACUGUCGAUAGCAGCACGUUAACUCUUAGGGCUCUUAAGGAAUUUGCCUGCGAUUUUAUAAAUGCCAAAUGUCCAGAGCAUGGUUUAAAUCACCUAUUCGAACGAUUGCUUUUAUUCAAGCACGAUUAUAAUUCUAACAAUAUACUGCAGCUUAUUACGAAUACAACAGAAGUUGUUGACGAAACUCUGGUAGAAAUUGUUUUGACUGCGCAAGUGCCAAAUGAAGAAGUUCCCAUUCGUUCUCAUGCUUUAACCGUUCAUUCGUACAAGGUUCCAACAUUUUGUGAUUUUUGUGGUGAAAUGUUAUUUGGUCUUGUUCGGCAAGGUUUAAAGUGUGAAGGAUGUGGGAUGAAUUAUCACAAAAGAUGCGUUGUUAAAAUACCUAAUAAUUGCUCACAAGAUGCCAAUCAGAGACGACGUAGUUCAGCGAUGCUGAAUGUACCAAGAUCUCCGAGUCAAGGGUCUACCAGUAGUUUGACCAGCAUCAGCGACGAUAACCAUAGUACAAAUAAUAUGCUGAACGUGAGCCAAAAUAAUAGUACUUUGACAAUACCAAGUAUACUGGCUCCAAAACAAUCCCGUUCUCCUUCACUGGGAGGAAGACCAGUUUGGGUCGAACGAGAACUUGCGACCCGUAUAAAAAUUCCGCAUACAUUUGUGGUGCACACAUACACUAGGCCAACUGUAUGCGGACACUGUAAAAAAUUGCUGAGAGGUUUAUUUAAGCAAGGCCUCCAAUGUAAAGAUUGUCAGUACAAUGCACACAAAAAGUGUAUUGAAAAAAUACCUAAAGACUGUACCGGAGAAAAUACACGAGACAAUACAGGUAAUGAGUACCCAGAUAGCGGAGUAGGCAGUGAACCAGAAGGUAAAUGCGAUGGAAGGAACGAAGAAGGCGAUGGUGAUAGUGAUGCCGAGUCUCCAUCACCGCCACAACAUUCAUCAUUUGCUGGAGACGAAACGAAAACACCUGAAGAUUAUUCUGAACAAGUUCCAAGCAACGAUGAUACUAAUUAUGACGAGUGUCAAAAAUCAAGACCAUCGAGCUGCAGUUCCACGCCAAGCAAUAACAUACCUUUAAUGCGUAUAGUGCAAAGUGUAAAACACACGAAACGACGUGGUUCAAAAGUUCUAAAAGAAGGUUGGAUGGUACAUUUUACAAAUCGUGAUUCGAUGAGAAAAAAGCAUUAUUGGCGUCUCGAUACAAAAGCUAUCACAUUAUUUCAAAGCGAAAACAGCUCCAAAUAUUAUAAAGAAAUUCCAUUGGUCGAGAUAAUAUCAAUCGAAGCUGCAAAAACAUCUCGAUCAAGCACGAUGCAUUGUUUCGAGUUGAAAACUGCCAAUGUUGAGUAUUAUGUUGGAGAAGAUCCUUCGUAUAGAGAUAAUUGUAGUCAAGUUCCUCCUCCAGAAAGUGGUAUCGGAGCACAUGUAGCUCGAUCGUGGGAAACUAGUAUUAGACAAGCACUUAUGCCUGUGACGACUGUAUCGAACAGCCAGGAACAAACUACAGAACCAGAAGAAAAUGUCACAGACAUGUCUCAGUUAUAUGAGAUCUUUCCAGAUGAAGUACUAGGUUCUGGUCAAUUUGGUACUGUAUACGGAGGUGUUCAUCGUAAGAGUGGUCGGGCAGUUGCUAUAAAAGUAAUCGACAAGCUGCGAUUUCCAACAAAGCAAGAAGCACAAUUGAAAAAUGAAGUCGCUAUUCUACAAAAUCUUUCCCACAGUGGUGUGGUAAAUCUAGAACGGAUGUUUGAGACCACAGAACGAAUAUUUGUGGUCAUGGAGAAGCUGAAGGGAGAUAUGUUAGAAAUGAUAUUGAGCUCGGAACGUGGCCGCCUCAGCGAGAGAAUCACUAAAUUCCUAAUUACACAAAUAUUAGUAGCAUUGAAACAUUUGCACAGCAAGAAUAUAGUUCACUGCGAUUUGAAACCAGAAAACGUGUUGUUAAGCAGCGACAGUGAAUUUACUCAAGUGAAGCUGUGCGAUUUCGGUUUCGCUAGAAUCAUAGGCGAGAAAAGUUUCAGAAGAAGCGUCGUUGGCACACCCGCUUAUUUAGCACCAGAAGUAUUAAGAAACAAAUGUUACAAUCGAUCUUUGGAUAUGUGGAGUGUCGGUGUAAUUAUUUAUGUAUCUUUAAGCGGUACAUUCCCUUUCAACGAGGAAGAAGAUAUCAAUGAACAAAUUCAGAAUGCUGCUUUCAUGUAUCCACCUGUUCCUUGGCAAGAAAUUUCAUCCGAUGCAAUCGAUUUGAUCAAUAAUUUGUUGCAAGUAAAACAAAGGAAACGUUACACUGUAGACAAAAGUUUACAACAUAUAUGGCUUCAAGAUUAUCAAACAUGGUGUGACUUACGAGAAUUAGAAUCGAAGGUGGGAUACCGUUAUUUAACUCAUGAAAGCGAUGAUGCUCGGUGGCUGGCGUACAGUAACCAACGCACAUGACAGAACUGUCCGCCUAUGUUAAACAUCGAAACAUUGCCAAAUAAUUUAUCGUUACACAAAGGCUGGGCUCGAAGCGCUCGAGCCAGAUUACGGCGUUUUAUUCGUGCCUGACUUGAAUAAGUUUAUACAAGGGAGUAUAACAAUUUUAUCACUCAUUUGAAAUGUUGAAAUGUUAAAAUACCGAUAGUAAACUACGCACCAUCGAUAAAGACAUCUUUCAAGGUAUUUUUCAUGUAGAAAAUAAGAAUAUUAUUCAGUGGCAUUUCAAUCAGACUGGAAUAUGUAAGAUAGAAUACUGAACAAAAUAUUAUAUAGUAAAAUGUAAUAGCAACGUUUACACAAAAUCCUGGUGGAAAUUUGGUCAAGAACUCGAAUAUAUUUCAAUAUUACGUUAUCAUAAUUAACGGAUAUAUCGCAACAGAUGUUUUUCAUUGAAUGGCAUGCACGGUACGUUCGUGCCAAAUGUUCUAAUGAUUCUCCAUACUUUUCUCGUUCCCCGAGAUAGGUAAUGAUUUCAUAUCCUUUUAUAACUUUAAUACUCUCUUGAAUGUAUAAUAUUUUACAAGUGACAUUUAACUGCUUAAACUUGCAAUACAAAUGGCAUAUAACAUAUUUUUCUGCUUGAUAUAAGUUUCAAAGUUUAGCAUGAUUUAUAAUUAUACAAAUGUUGCUUGAAAUUUAAGCAAAUAAAUUUAAAUAGUAGAUAAUAUUAUAUAAUAUGCAAAGCGAACAUGUGUGUGCGUGUGUGUAAUUAUCUGAAUGUAUAUUGCAUAUUAUGUUCAGAUCGAUCGAGUUAAUAUUACCAUGAAAACUCCCAUCAUUGUUUCCAGUACGAAAAAGACAAACUAAAAGAAAGAAAAAUGCCAAAUUCAAUGUAUUCGAAUAUUUGAAAAAUUAUACUUUUACAGACUACUUCGAGAUCGAUCAAAAGCAGCAGCUGUUAAAACUUUUUUUUAGAGACACUGUCAUAUAAACAGCAGAGUAUUUUUAAUAAUGAAUAAUUAAUGGACUGCCCGUUAAACUUGUUGGCAUGUUCUUCGGAAAUCAUUGGCGGGGUUCAACUCUAUCCAUGUAGGAAGCUUCUUUAACAAUGUUAGAUCAUCAUAGAUUAGGUAAGAAUAUAAAAUUAUUCUCUAUAUAAGGUAAUGUUCCCUACUUCGCGUUUCCUCUAAAAAAUAUCCGCUAAACUCGAAAAUUAGAAGUUUUGCCCUGCAUAUCAUCUCUCACAUGAUUCAUCCAAAGACAACAAGCUACCACUGAAAUUACAAACGCUUCAAAAUUCAUCCAUUAUUGCCAGAUACACUACUAUACAUAAGAUCAUAAUACGAAUACGUUGUUUUUUAAUGCUUCCAAUUACGAAGUAUCUGCCUGUAUUGAUUACAAGGGGAGAAAAUCAUUUAUAAUGUUAAUAAGGAGAUUUUGUUUACCUAAUUGGAGAUUUUUCAAAAAUUGUCCACGAAAUGAUGUUUUACACAGCGUUGCGAAUAUAAUUCCUAAUGUGAUAAAUUUUAUAUUUGGAAGUAGCGAUCAAAUUUUUAUUGAAAUUAUACUAUUAUUGGUGUACAUAUAAAGCGAUAAGUUGAAUAUUUUUAGUAUACAUAUUUAUUGUUUGAACUCUCUUACUAUUGAAUUUUAUUUUAUUUUAUUUUUGCUUUACUAUAUUUAUUAGGAAUAAAUCAAAAACGUUCCACGUUAUGUUUGGAAAACACAGAGCAAAAUCAGAGAGAUUUAUAUAUUUUAUUUUUAUAUUGUGUGCAUUUCUUUAUUGCAUUUGCUUCCAUCGUUCAUAUAAUGUCGGCAUAUAAAUAUGGCAGAUAAAUGAAAUUUGUACACUGUAAUUUGACGAUACAUGCCCAACUAUUGUAAUUUAAGAUAGAAAACUAAAAGUACGUAGUGUUACUAUUGUUUACAACUAUUGUUCAUUAAAUUCAUCCUAAAGGGGUUAUGAUAAUAGUGCAUCACAAUUCUGAUACUAACAUAAUAGUUUCUAAUAUUUUUUAUUAAUGUAAUGUUUUACAAAGUUUCCAACAAAAAGAACAACGAUAUAAGAUGAAAUAAAUAAACUUAAUAAGAGAAUGAAGGAUUCAAAUUUGUGCAGACAUUCAAAAUGAAUUAUUUGGCAAAGACUGAGUUGCUCUUGAGUAGCGAUAUUUGUCAUUUUAAUAACAAUUACGUAUCCAUCUACUUUGAACCGAAUCUCUCAAGUUUCUCAUCUGAUUAGAACUUAUUAAGAUUUAUCUGUCGUGUACGCGAUUCGUGGCCUAUAUUAUUAGAUGUCCCAUGUUUAUUGUUAUAUUUAUUCAUACAAUUGUAAAAUCUUUUAUCGGUUGCAAUUACGAAAUUAAAAAGCUACACUCGAGCAGUUAAUACUGUUGGUGUAAUAACAUUUUUAGGUACGAAUGCAAUAAAUUUUCACAAAAGAUUA
Molecule: messenger RNA, 5389 nt
Organism: Megalopta genalis
Lineage: Eukaryota; Metazoa; Arthropoda; Insecta; Hymenoptera; Halictidae
Gene: PKD
Product: serine/threonine-protein kinase D3
Biological process (GO): protein phosphorylation; phospholipase C-activating G protein-coupled receptor signaling pathway; intracellular signal transduction
Cellular component (GO): cytosol
Molecular function (GO): ATP binding; protein serine/threonine kinase activity
Source: RefSeq, a predicted model, not a curated record